AUGAUUCCCCGGCUUUCUUCUUUCAGCCUCGCUGUCGUGGCUCUCCCAUACAUCAUCCUAGCUGCGUCUAAAAAUACUGGCCCAUCGUCCGAAGACAGUCGUCUCACAGCUGCUCAGAUUUGCGAUCCUGCCGUGGCCGAACCCCAGAGUUACGAUGAUAUGCUGCCAUGUGCCAAGGCAAAGCACAUCGAGGAGUUCCUCUGCCGUCCGAACGGCACCAACCCUACAGACCUCGAGGACCACGCCGAGUGCAUGUGCAAGGGCGACUUCUUCGGCGAGAAGUUGGCUUGCGACACCUGCAUGAGGGAUAAUGGUGGUAUUGAUAUUCUAGAGCUGUCACUGGCUCGCGACGCUGCGGUCAUGCCCACGGCUGUUCCUAGCACCUUUCAUGGAUUCCGGGCCACGGAAGCAAUCCCUACUUCGACGCUGUACAUCGCCACCUCGGUCGAAGCACAAAUUUCACAUCAGUCUACUGAUACCCCCAAGCCUACUCUCAGGAUUGGUUCACAUACACUCACAGCCCCCAAGCUGACCGAUUUCAACGCGCCCCUCAUGACCGCUCCUUGGCCGCCACCACUGCCCACCGCCACUGGGACAAACCAGACCAAAUUCAGCGGUAGCAUCGAAAGAGUUGGGGGCGACAAUAUGAGCCCGAACCAUGCGGGGUUGAUGCAAGUUAGCCUUGCAUCAUUGAUCGUGGCUCUGAUGGUUGGUAUCAUGCUGUAA
Verticillium dahliae VdLs.17 is the source of this 726-nucleotide messenger RNA. RefSeq lists its product as uncharacterized. The record is from RefSeq and is a predicted model, not a curated record. The transcript is spliced from 2 exons. Bases 1 to 726 code for a protein of 241 amino acids. NCBI's taxonomy places the organism in Eukaryota, Fungi, Ascomycota, Sordariomycetes, Glomerellales, Plectosphaerellaceae.